AUGAGCUCCCCGUUGGGAACUUUCAGCUGGAUCGUGCGAACAGUCACGAAAGUUCAGCUGACCGAUCAAAGGAUUGACUUGGGAAGAGAGGUGAGAUCUGAAAGGUGACAGGCCAUAUAACCAUAGGAUCCCAGCAGCAAAGUUCACGGGAUUGAGCUGUUGGGAAGGGGGAGAGUGUGAACAGAUUGUUUCAGACUGGCGGGUGCGAAAGGAGGUGAAAGGAGGUGGCGGUUCUUUUUUAUUACAGUCUGUGAACACGCUUCAGCAGAUUAUGAUUAUCAGAAAAACUACGGAGCCACUCGAAACAGCGAGCUACAUGGAAUUUGAAUAGACUUUGUUGAGUUUUGUAGGAUUGACAAAAUUUCAAAUGUUUAAAAUUUUCCAGCAGGAAAGGUUGCUAAAAGCCCAAUCCCUUAUCGAGCCGACAGACUGUCAUCCCGGAAAGGUCCUCUCGCCCACUGUUUCCCUUCGUUCGUACCCUCCAAUUCACCUUGUCAUUUUUUUUUGCGAAGCGUAACCAUUGUUGCGUGUGCGGAUAACCUCCAUAAUCGGGCGUGUUGCGCGUAUCUCCCAGAUUGAUAUGUUUUGUUUGUUUCCCCGAGAAUAAAACAAUUUGUCAGUGUUGUUUCUGGGCCAACACAAUUCCUCACUUCCUCACAGAACAAACACUUUCAGUCCCUUCCAACAGUUGCCUGAAUGGUCCAACCUAAAGUGUUCCCAUCUUCCUUCCUUCCCUUAUUACAUACGUAAUCAUUCAGGUAGAAGAGUUAUAAUCAUCCGUGGCCAUCUGGAGAUGUCUCCCGCCCACACCUAAUUAAUCCUCCCAUCCGUCAUUCUUCCGAAUCCCACUCUUUUCCUCUGCAUCUCUGUAUUUUCACACUCUCUCUCUCGGUCUCCCGCAGGUGCACAAUGAGCCAUCAAAGGAGGUGUUCCCGCACGUUUAUGUGUGCAUAAGGACGGACAUUCCGGUGGACAAGAGCCUUCAGAAUGUUGUGAGAAGACACACAGACGCACGAGAAGGAGAACGUUCUCAUAAUGGGCCUCCAGAUGACGUCCCGCUGCGAUUAGUGGGGUACUGUGCGCGCGAAAACGGAAUGCUCGGUGGAACAAGUGGGCUACGGUAAUAGCUGGGAACUAAUGUGUUCUGACCGGAAUGCGCAUGGAUCCCUGGUUUUGACAUUCAGCAACGAGCCAUCUUUUUCUGCUCCCAAGUCGUCUUCACAAGAUGCCAGAUGUUCUCAGUCUCAAGAAACAGUUCCCAACAGGUGCAUUCCUGCCAAAAACGAAUCCAAUAAUGAGCACUUAGCAUACGGUAACUACAAUCUGAUGACAUAUAUGACGGCCCCUCGGGAGCCCCAAGAUGGCAUCUCACUCCUUCUUUCCUUCCUUCCUUCCUCACCCUCUUCAGGCAAUCCAAUGACGUGACACUCUCUUUUGGAAGCCCUCACCAAUAAGAGAGAAACCUUGGCAUUUUCAUUUCGAAGUAAAACAAUGUCAUCCGAAAAUAGUUAUGAAAAAAUAUCAGAGGACGUUGAAUGUACUGCCGUCUCGCCUGGUUACAGUACACUUGGAGACAUUGUCCCCGUCGCGUUGCACUGGAAAAACGUUUCGUAAGAAAUGAGAAAACAGGUCGGAUGGGGAAGGAAGCGGGUUUCAGAGUGACGACGGUGAAGGAGCAGAGAGAGCUUCUGAGGGAUGUGAGUGGAAUGGCGCGGCCGGGCGAAUUGCUCGCUUUGAUGGGAGCCAGUGGGGCCGGAAAGACGACCCUCCUGAACAUGCUCAUGUGCCGCAACCUAAAGGGACUGAAGACCGAAGGAUCGAUUACGGUCAACGGGCAAGAGGUGGGAGAUGGCGUGGAGAAUGGAUCAGAUGAUUUAAGACAUUUUAGAUGAGCGAUAAAAUCUCCAUGAUAUCCGGGUUCGCCCAGCAAGAAGAGUUGUUCGUGGGCACUUUAACCGUCAGAGAAUACCUGACGAUCCAGGCGAAACUGCGGAUAAACGGAUCCGCGAAAGUGAGGGAGGAAAGAGUGAAGGACGUGCUGGUUCAGCUGAAACUGUGGAAGUGCAGAGACUCGCGGAUCGGAGUGGUCGGGGAGAAAAAGGGAAUUUCGGGGGGCGAGGCCAGAAGACUCACUUUCGCGUGUGAAAUGCUCUCGAAUCCGUCGCUUCUUUUUGCCGAUGAGCCUACGACCGGCCUGGAUUCGUUCAUGGCGGAGAGCGUGAUUCAGAUUCUGAAGGGAAUCGCCAAGACCGGACGGACGAUCAUUUGCACUAUCCAUCAGCCGUCUUCGCAGUUGUAUCAGAUGUUCCACCGCGUCAUUUACCUUGGUUUUUCAGUGAAGUUACUGUUCCUACUCAUCGUGCUCAUUAUUUUCAGCGAAUGGUCGGACGGCAUUCCAAGGAACACCGCAAGAGUCGAUCGCCUUCUUUGAACGAUGCGGCCAUCGCGUUCCGAACGAAUACAAUCCGAGCGAGUGGAUCAUUUACAAAUUGGCGGUGCAACCGGGACAGGAGAGUCAGUCGAACGCUCGGAUUCAGCAGAUUGUGGAGCAUUACGAGGAGAGUGAACACUGCAAAAGAAUCAUGGAACUUCUGAAGGACGUGUCCGAGAAAGUGCCGCCACCGCCGAUGCACAAAGCGAAUGUGCUCACUCAAAUCGGAGCCCUCACUCAGAGGUAAUCGGAAAGUGAAUCUUCGCGCCACAUUUGCAUUUCAGGUGUGCUCUCGACGUGUGGCGUGCUCCUCAGCUCACGAUGGCCAAGAUCAUACAGAAGAUUCUGUUCGGAGUGUUCAUCGGACUACUGUACUACCGGGUAUCUCGGAUCUCUUCAGUUUCUGAACAACAAUGCCUUGCAGACUCCAUAUUCGACACGUGGAAUGCAGAACAUCAACGGUGCGCUCUUCUUCAUCGUCGGCGAGUUCAUCUACUCCACCGCCUACGCAAUCAUGAUGUUUCUCAACAACGAAUUCGCAUUGGUGGCUCGAGAAUACCACGACGGACUCUACAAUCUCUGGACGUACGUGUUCUCUGGAAUCGUCUUUGAAAUCGUCUUCUUGCAGCUACUACUUCGCCCGCUGCAUCUCGAUGAUUCCGCUCUUCUCGACGGACGGGCUCAUCAUGCUCUUCAUGGUUUACUGGCUCAUCGGCCUCAACACCUCUGUCGCGCAGCUUCUCGUCGCCACCGUCUUCUCUCUGCUCGCCAGCCAGGCGUCUUCGGCUCUCGGCGUCGCCAUGUCGUGCAUCUUCCCGACUGCCCAGAUGACGUCAGUGAUGGCGAGUCCGUUGCUCGUUCUCUUCCGUCUUUUUGGCGGAUUCUAUGGCAACACUUCCACGUUUCCGGCGGCCGUUCGUUGGUUGCAAUAUAUUAGUAUGUACAGGUAAAUUUAAACUGUUUCCGAGUUGCAUCUGAGUUCGAAUUCUAGAUACGCUUUCGAGGGAAUGGUCGUCAAUCAGUGGUCGUACAUCGACAGAUUCCACGAGACGACGAACCCGAACGAGACGGUCACUCCGAAGGUACAGUCCCCUAAUCUUCUCGCCUUUUCCUGUCAGGACCCUAUUUCAGAAAGUGGACGCCAUGCUCCGGAGCUUCUCGUUCAGCCCAUCCGCAGUUCCUUUCAAUAUCAUCGGGCUCGUCGUCAUCAGUUUCCUCUUCUACCUCGUCGGCUUCGUCGCUCUUGUCAUUCGAAUGAAAAAAGCUCGCUAG
Molecule: messenger RNA, 3703 nt
Organism: Caenorhabditis sp. 36 PRJEB53466
Lineage: Eukaryota; Metazoa; Nematoda; Chromadorea; Rhabditida; Rhabditidae
Source: the annotation of a GenBank genome assembly